Molecule: messenger RNA, 1984 nt
Organism: Gossypium arboreum
Lineage: Eukaryota; Viridiplantae; Streptophyta; Magnoliopsida; Malvales; Malvaceae
Product: F-box/kelch-repeat protein At3g06240-like
Exons: 2
Coding region: 114-1343 (409 amino acids)
Molecular function (GO): protein binding
Source: RefSeq, a predicted model, not a curated record
UUGCUCUCGUCUUUUACCCACUUUGCUUCAUUUUAUCUGUCUUUUCUAAUUAUUUCCCCUUUUGGGUAUUCAAUAUUUUCCAUCAAAACUGGUUCUUUAGAGCAAUUGAAAUCAUGAAUAAAGAAAGAAGAAUUCAGCAGCAAUCACCGGUUGAAGCUGAAAUCCCUCUUCUUCCCCAAGAAAUCAUGGUGGAAAUCCUUUCAAGGUUACCCGUCAAAUCGCUUUGCCAAUUCAGGUGUGUCUCAAAACAAUGGCUUUCUCUUAUAUCAGAUCCCCUUUUAGCCAAAUCCCACCUCAAAAAAACCGUUAGUAAUGAUAGUUUUUAUUCUCAGAGAAAAAGAGUAAUCAUUUCCUCACACAAUUUGUACUCUCUUGAAUAUGAAUCAAUUGGUAGAAAUGGUCGUUUUGAUGAGAAUUUGGUAGCUUUAGAGCUUGAUUAUCCCUUGAAAGACAAGCCAAAUGGAUUAGCUGAGUUAUUAGAUUCUGCCAGAGAUGGUUUUCUGUAUUGUGAAAGAAGUGAAGGUGGUAAUGAUGAAUUUCCAGUAAUGGUGAAGUUAAAUUUACCAUUUUGUGUGAACCAAAGGAAUUGGGUUGAUAUCUUAGGUUCUUGUAAUGGUUUAGUUUGUAUUGCCCCAGAUGAAGAUACCCUUUUUUUGUUCAAUCCUUCCACUAGAGAAUCCAAGAGAAUCCCAGACCCACCUUCGGGUUUCGUUCCGAACGGUUGGAGUGUUUAUGGUUUCGGUUACGAUUUUGUUAAUGAUGAUUAUAAGGUAGUGAAAGUAGGUUGUGGAACUGUUUGUGUUUACUCAUUGAGAACUGAUUCUUGGAGGAUUGUUUGUAGUUUUCCAUAUGUGGAUAAUGUGUCUGAAUCCGGAGUGCUUCUUAAUGGGACUAUUCACUGGAUGGUUAGUUUCGAAGAUGGGGUGGAUUGUAGGUGUGUGGUUGCUGCUUUUAGUUUGGAAGAAGAGGUGUUUUCAGAUAUGCCGGCACCUGACAUUGUCGAUACUAGCUUUGAGUUCGUGGUUGGGGUUCUUAAUGGUUGCCUGUGUGUGCUCCAUAGCCGCAAUCAGAUGCACAAUGAUUUUUGGGUGAUGACUGAGUAUGGUGUGGGUGAAUCAUGGACUAAACUAACCCUCAGUCUCUCAUACAUAUGUAUGAAGCCAUUGUGUUUGGCGCAGAACAGAGAAGCCCUGCUGGAUGUUGAUGGAAAACUGUUGCUGUACAACUUGGAAGACGAUAGUUAUAGGUACCUAGUGGUUGAUGGCAUUCCGGCAGGGGAUGGUUUUGAAGCUGAUACCUACUUGGAGACCCUCGUUUCACCCAAUGGCUUCUGUCGGACUUGAACUAGCAGUAUCAGGAAAUUUGGGAACUUGGGGACAAGUGGUAAGAGCUUAAUAUGAUAAACUCGUUGGAGUCCGAGCAACAUGGAAUAUCAAUUGAGCUGUUAGGUUUUCAUGGAAGGUUGAGGAUGUGAGUGGCAAACCUUCAUGUUAUAUAUCUUCAGCAUGUAACCAUAAGUGUUGGACAUAGGUGUUAGACACUGGUACUUCAAGAAAAAACAAAGAGUCGGAAGAACAUAUGUUAGAACUUGUUUCCCCCUUUGGCAGACUUAUAGUGGAAUGCAUAUCGUUUUUUCUCCUCUUCAUCUUCAUGUUCUUCUGUUGGCAAAGAAUCACAGCAGCUCUAGUAAUCGUUUUUUUGAUUGGACGGAUCCUUAUUCUAUGGAAUGAUACGGAAGCAAACCCCGUUGAAGGUUUAGACUAUAGAUAGAUAAGAAAUAGUCGUCAACACGAAGAUUUCAUCCAUUUAUACUUUGGUGUUGUCGAUAAGCUCUUUGAAAUAUCAUGUACACUAGGUCUUGUAAGACCUGAGAUUGUAAUUUGGUGUUAGGGAUUAUCUUUAAUGUCUGAAAUUUUGUACCCUUUGAUUGAUCUUCUCAUUGGUUUAUAAUAAUAGCUAUGAGAUUAAUGUUAUCUUAUAAUAA